Molecule: messenger RNA, 1295 nt
Organism: Populus euphratica (Euphrates poplar)
Lineage: Eukaryota; Viridiplantae; Streptophyta; Magnoliopsida; Malpighiales; Salicaceae
Product: probable indole-3-pyruvate monooxygenase YUCCA10
Exons: 4
Coding region: 115-1248 (377 amino acids)
Molecular function (GO): N,N-dimethylaniline monooxygenase activity; NADP binding; flavin adenine dinucleotide binding
Source: RefSeq, a predicted model, not a curated record
CACCCGAUCUCUGUGCUUUCCUCCUUAUCCAACAACCUUGUCUUGUUCUAUCGUUUCUCGAGAACGAAAAUCAAAAGAAACGAGAUCGAAAGAGGGCACUCAUUCCCCGAAAAGAUGCAAGACCCAGUUGCAAUCAUAGUAGGAGCUGGUCCCUCUGGCUUAGCCACCUCUGCCUGCCUAAACCAGCAUUCAAUCCCUCACAUACUCCUUGAAAGAGAAGAUUGCUAUGCUUCUCUUUGGAAAAAAUACUCAUAUGAUCGUCUACGCCUUCACUUGAGAAAACAGUUAUGCGAGCUACCUCACAUGUCAUUUCCUGACUCAUACCCCGCCUAUGUCCCAAAAGAUCAGUUCUUACAAUACUUAGAUAACUAUGUUUCCCACUUCAAGAUCAGUCCCAUGUACCAGAGAAGUGUUGAGUUUGCGAGUUUCGAUGAAGAAGCCAAGAAAUGGAAUGUUAAGGCUAGAAAUGUGAGUUCUGGGGAGAUUGAGGAAUACUCUGCGAGGUUUUUGGUGGUGGCUAGUGGAGAAACGAGCAAUCCUUUUAUACCAGAGUUCGAAGGAAUUAACACUUUCACUGGAGAGGUUCUUCACUCUACUGAAUUCAAAAAUGGAAAGACUUACUGUGAUAAGAAUGUUUUGGUUGUUGGGUCUGGUAAUUCUGGCAUGGAAAUUGCAUUAGACCUCGCAAACCAUGGUGCAAGAACAUCAAUCGCCAUCCGUAGUCCGAUUCACAUUCUAUCGAGGGAGAUGGUAUACUUGGGAUUGAAUAUGUUGAAGUAUUUUUCAUGUGGCAUGGUGGACAAAGUUAUGGUGAUGCUUAGCAAACUUGUUUAUGGAGACUUAAGCAAGCAUGGGAUAAAGAGACCAAAAGAGGGGCCGUUUUUCAUGAAAGUUGCUUACGGGAAGUAUCCAGUUUUCGAUGUCGGUACCUGCAACAAAAUCAAGUCCGGAGAGAUCCAGGUCUUGCCCGCACUAGAAAGCAUAAGAGGCAAUGAGGUGGUAUUUGAAAAUGGCGAGUCACGCCCCUUCGACACCAUUGUUUUUUGUACUGGCUUCGAGAGAUCAACUAAUAAGUGGCUCAAGGGGGAUGAUUACCUGUUGAAUGAAGAUGGGAUUCCAAAGCCAAGUUACCCUAACCAUUGGAAGGGGAAGGACGGUUUGUAUUGUAUUGGAUUAUCAAGGAGAGGUUUGUAUGGAGCUAGCGCGGAUGCACAGAAUGUAGUCGACGAUAUCAAGGCACUCAUUUAGAUGGCUUUUGGUUAAUGCCCUGAAUAAAAAAUAUGGAAAUGAUAAUU